AUGUCACCAGAAGAACAAAGACAGGCCCGAGAGCAGAAAGAGGAAGCUCGAGAGCGCGAGAUUAUCAACGCCAUCACCAACGUGCAAGAUGAAGCUACCCAGAUCGACAUCAUUAUGAAAAAUCGAAGAUGCUUUGCACCAGCCUUGGACGGAGAUGGUAAAUCCUAUCCAAUCGUGCAAGACUACAUGAGCAGCAAUACAAAGGCAGAAUACGUCGCAAAGAAACUCCUUACACCCAUCAACGACGCUAUUCUACAGAACAGGAAAGACCUGAACUUCGGGAAUCUCUGGAUCUCAAUAAUCCACUCAGCAAAACGGCUCCCUUUCCGAGACACUGUCGGUCUCAACAAACUCGUCGUUCUUAUGAAGGCUAUAAAAUCCAGCUUUCCACCUCCAACAGCCAAAGACCCAGAUAUAUACACAUGUCUACGCGGCUUUGGCUGGGAUGCCCGCGAGACCAUGAACGACUCCCCCGGCUGUGGCUCCGGAUACCUUCUUCCCGAAGUACAUGCCUACGCCAACAUGCUCUAUUUCUACGCUCUCCUGACGGUUGAGAAAGUUAGUAACUUCUGGAUCUACUGUAUCUGGGAGAUGCGUAGUGCACUCGAGACCCCACAUGAGGAUGAUGUGCCGAAUGGAGCUCAUCACCCAGGUACAGCGAUACAGAAAUACAACGCUACGAUCCCUUCUGCCGCAGUGUGGAUCUUCGCCGCGGGGAGGCAGGUUUAUGAAAGGGAAUACGAUCUCACCCCCAAAAGAGCAACGCAGGGCAAUCCUGGUAGCGGUGGACCGCUGUGGCACGGAAAACCAGAGUUUAGUAAGAAACGAUGGGCGCUUUGGAAGAAGAGGUUCGGAGAACUUGCUGAAUUGGAAGGUUUAACGGAGGAAGUGAAAGGCAUUGCGAAAGAGGCUUAUGAGGCUAUGAACAGGAUUGAUAGUGGGUCGAAGUAG
This is a messenger RNA of Alternaria postmessia, 951 nucleotides long. RefSeq lists its product as uncharacterized. The transcript has a single exon. The coding region runs from base 1 to 951 and encodes 316 amino acids. The record is from RefSeq and is a predicted model, not a curated record. NCBI's taxonomy places the organism in Eukaryota, Fungi, Ascomycota, Dothideomycetes, Pleosporales, Pleosporaceae.